AUGGCUCGAUCCGAUUCACAUCGACGGCGGAGGAUACACGAUGUCUUCAUCAGCUUCCGAGGAGAAGACACCCGCAAAACCUUCGUCAGCCACUUGGACAAAGCGCUUUGCACAAGGGGAAUCGCUACCUUCAAAGACAAUCGGAAGCUCGAAGUCGGAGAUUCCAUCCCCGAAGAGCUUCGCGGAGCCAUCCGGACUUCCAGGUUCGCCGUCGUGGUUAUCUCCGAGAAAUACGCUACUUCGAGUUGGUGCCUGGACGAGCUCCAGCUGAUCAUGGAGGAAGAAAUCGAAGUCCUCCCGAUUUUCUACGGCGUAAAACCAUCCCAGGUCAGAUCUCAGCUCGGAGAUUUCUCUUUAGAGAGGUACCGAGAUUCAGAUCUGGCGAACAAAGUCCCCGGUUGGAGAAAAGCGCUUACCGGAAUCGGAAACCGAAAGGGCAAGGAAUCAACACAAUGCGUGGACGAUGCGACAAUGAUUGAAGAAAUCGUGCAAAGAAUUUCAAGCAGGUUGUUAUCAAUGUUGCCAAUAGAUUUCGCUGACAUUGUUGGGAUGGAAGCUCACAUGGAAGCUCUGAGCCCUCUCUUGGACAUGGUGGAGUCCAAGGAUGAUGGGGAUGCUCGUAUCAUAGGAAUCUCGGGAACUGGAGGGAUUGGCAAAACCACCAUAGCUAAAUAUCUCUAUGAACAUCUCAAGCUUAGAUUUUCACCACACCAUUGCUUUGUGGAAAACGUUGCAAAGCUCUCUGGAGAGCAUGGUCUCAUACACCUACAGCAACAGCUUCUUUCAGAUAUUUUCCAUGAAGAGAAUGUGAAGCUGGAAAGCGUUGAACACGGAAGGCAACAGCUUGAGUUCAGGGCUAGAGACGUUAAAGUUUUCCUCGUCCUUGAUGAUGUGGAUGAUGUUAAACAGCUCUGUGCCUUGGCAAAAGAUGUUAGAUGGUUUGGAGCAGGGAGCCGAGUCGUUAUAACCACGCGGGACAAGAGCUUGCUAAGCUCAUGUGGCGGUGGAGUGUAUGAUGUUAAGUGCUUGGAUGAUGAUAAAGCUCUCCAGCUCUUUCAGCGGAUUGCUUUUGAAGGAGACCAACCUCCUUCUAGUGACUGCUACAAAGAUCUCUCACGUCGUGUUACUAGGCUUGCUCAAGGUCUUCCUUUGGCCAUUCAAGCUUUCGGCUUUUAUCUCCAGAGAAUGCCCCUAGUGAAGUGGGAAGAUGCUUUGAAAUCGUUUGAGAUGGCUCCUUACAGUAGUAUUAGGAGGAUCUUGGAUAUUAGCUGUGAUAGCUUAGACGAAGUUAGUAAAUCUGCUUUGCUUCACGUCACAUGCCUAGGCCCUGUCUGGUGUCUCAAGGCACCUCUUGACCGUGUUGAAGUUGGAUUAAAGGUUUUAGCGGAAAAGUCUCUCAUCAACAUAUCUACUGAUGGUUUUAUAUCUUUGCAUUGCUUGUUAGAGCUAAAGGGAAGAGUAAUUGUGUAUGAAGAAUCAGGCAACCAACGAAAAAUCUUAUGCCAUGGAAACAUCUAUCAAGUACUUGCAGACAAAACGGGUACAACCAGAAUUGAAGGCGUUGUGCUAGAUGUUUCUAAGAUGCCUUAUGAUGUUAAUAUCGAGUGGGAGCUUUUCAAGUCGAUGGAGAAUCUCGAUUUUCUGAAGAUCUGCAACUACAAGCGUUGUAAAGGCUUAGAUGAUUCGAGGAGUGACUGCAACCUAAAGGGAAUUUCGCUUCCUUGUAACCUUAGGGUACUACAUUGGGAUGCAUAUCCUUUUACAGCCUUGCCUUCCAUUGUCCAUGAAGAUUGUCUUGUGGAACUAAAUCUGUGUUACAGCAAGCUCACAACACUUUGGAGUGGAAACCCUCCGAGACUUUCGCAUCUGAAAAGGCUUCAUCUUACGGGAUCUAAGGAUCUAAAAGAACUUCCAGAUCUUCAGGAUGCAGUGUCUCUCGAGGAGUUGAUGCUGGAAGGUUGUGUUUCCCUCACACGGAUUCCAGAAUCCAUUUUUAGCCUGCCUAGACUGCAGAAGGUUGAUCUGUCCAACUGUGAUGGGCUUAAGAAUCUAAGGUUCAUCAUAGAGGAAUCUGAAGCUACUUUCUUUCUAGGUAGAAGCCUGCGCGUUAAAUCAGUCCUUGUGGAUUUUCUUGGUGCAGAACCGUUGGCGAAAGAGUCUCCGGGCAUUUCUCUUAUGAAUCUUUCAAUCAAGGGCAACUUAGAAAUCAAGCUGAAGCUUCUUGCAGGAUUUGCAGAGCAUCUAUGCUUUGUUACUGAGCAACAGAUCCCUCAUCGACUGAUGAUGUUGGAACAGCAAACACCUUCCUACGGUUUUAAAUCACUCGACAUCGUGCGGUUUAACUACAGCAACAAAGAGAAUGGCUCUUUCAAGUGCUGUAGCUUUUUGGAUUUUCCGUGGUUGACAGAGUUAAAUCUUAUCAACUUAAACAUCGGAGAAAUCCCAGAAGACAUUCACCAGAUGCGAGUGCUAGAGAAACUGGACCUGAGUGGGAAUGAUUUCAGUAGUUUACCUUCAUCGAUGAAACUUCUUUCCAAGUUGAAACACGUGACGCUUUGUAACUGCCGCAGUCUCGAAGCCUUGCCGGAACUAUAUCAACUGGAGACACUCGCACUUUCUGACUGUACCAACCUCCGAAGAUUGGUGAACCUUCCUCAAGCAGAACAAGAUCAGGCAAGCUACAGUUUGGUUGAGCUUCUGCUUGACAACUGCAGUAGUGUGGAGUCUUUAUCAGAUGAGCUUAGUCAUUUCACUAAGUUGACGUACUUGGAUAUCAGCAGACACGGUUUUGAAACAGUGCCUACAAGCAUCAUGGACCUCUCCUCGCUUGUAACCCUCUGCCUCAAUUAUUGCAAGAAGCUGAAAUCACUGACAGAGCUUCCAUUGAGCGUCAAGUAUCUAUAUGCACAUGGCUGCAAGUCCUUAGAAAAAUUUUCCUUUUCGAUCGACCGUUCUGUUCAUCACCUUGAUCUCAGCCCUUGCUUUCAUUGGAAUCAGGCUUAUAGUCAAUUCACGCGUUUCCCUGUUGGAAGACAUUGUGAAGAGGUGCCUGUAUGUGCUUGCUUCCAGAAAAGUAAUCAAGGGACGAGGAGGAGCCUCAGAUCAAUCCCGAUGCGGCGUUUUGAUUUCAAUGCCUUGAAAUUAAUGGCUUUGGCUGUGUGUACGGGUGUGUUCAUUAGCUGUAGACAACGGGCAAUAGCUACAAAAUGA
This is a messenger RNA of Microthlaspi erraticum, 3210 nucleotides long. The record is from the annotation of a GenBank genome assembly. NCBI's taxonomy places the organism in Eukaryota, Viridiplantae, Streptophyta, Magnoliopsida, Brassicales, Brassicaceae.